AUGCUUGUCAGAAGACAUGUGCCGCUCCUCGAGUCGACCGUGAGCGUCCGCGCCCUGCGCCCGCUGGUGGCCUCGCAAUGCACCCGCCUGCCGCGCCUGCGCUACUCGUCCACUGCGGCGGCGGCGCACCCUGAGCGCAUUGCGGUGCUCGGCGGGGGCAUCGCCGGCCUCGCGAGCGCCUUCUUCGCCAGCCGCGAGUUUCCGGACAGCAAGAUCACAGUGUAUGAGAGCGGAAAGGAUAUCGGCGGCUGGCUGAGCAGCAGGCGCGUGCAGGUGCCUGGCGGCGACGUGCUCUUCGAGGCGGGGCCCCGAACGCUCCGCAACGCACCGCCGACUGUGCACCUGAUCCAAGAGCUGGGCAUCACCGACGACCUCAUCUUCACCAAGCGCUCGGAGCCUGGCGCCAAGAACCGCUUCAUCUACUACCCUGACCGCCUCAACCGCCUGCCCUCUGCGUCGCCUAGCUUUGGCGACGUCUACUCGCUAUGGCGGACGGGCAUCCUCGAGGGCUUCACGGGCGUGAUCAAGGAGCCUUUGCAGCCAACGAGGUCCGCCGUCCUCAGCGACGAGACAGUCGGCUCCUUCCUAGCUCGCCGCAUCGACAAGCGCAUCGCCAACAACAUCAUCUCGGCUGUCUUCCACGGCAUCUACGCCGGAGAUAUCUGGCAGCUGAGUGCGAAGUCGCUGCUGUCCCAGGCCUGGCAGCUCGAAGACCGAUACGGCUCUGCCUUUGGAGGCUAUAUGAAGCUGCAGAAGGAAAGCACCAACGGGCAGCCACAGGCUCUGGCCCACCCCUUCGACAUUGAGUAUUCCCGUGCUGUGAACGAGGAGAUCGACCUCGGCCUCGAGCUCGCUCAGAACAUGAAGGACGCCAGCAUGUUCACCUGGAAAGACGGCCUGCAGACGCUCGUCACAGGCCUCAAGGACGCCAUGGAGAAGACGGGCAACAUCGAGAUCAAGCUCAACAGCCCCGUCUCCUCGGUCGAAAUGGCAGAGGGCGGAGAACAGAAAGUCCAAGUCAGCGCCGGCUCCGACGCCAAUCAAACCACCGCAACCUACGACUCCGUCCUCUCCACCCUCCGCGACCGCGACCUAACCCCUUUCGUAAACGUCAUGACAGUGAACCUCUUCUUCUCCAACCCUUCCCUCCUCCCUGUUGAAGGCUUCGGCUACCUGCUCCCGCAAAGCAUCCCAUUCGAGCAGAACCCCGAGCGGGCGCUAGGCGUCAUAUUCGACAACAGCGCCGUGCGCGGUCAGGACAGCGUGCCCGGCACCAAACUCACCGUCAUGCUGGGCGGCCACUGGUGGAACGACUUCGAGGGCUUUCCGGACGAGGAGGAAGGCCUCGCCAUGGCCCGCGCCGUACUUGAGCGCCAUCUCGGCAUCACCGACGAACCCGUUGCGCAUCAGGUUAAUCUCAGUAAGGAUUGCAUCCCGCAGUACACGAUCGGGUACGAAGAGCGUCUGCGUUCGUGCGCGGCGGGUUUGCAGGAUAAAUUCAAGGGCAGGCUGCGCGUCGUCGGCGCGCAGGUCAGCGGGGUCGGCGUCAAUGACUGUAUUGCCGGCGCAUGGAAUGUCGUGCGUGGACUGAGGGGGGAUGGGUGGAGGGGUAGCAGUUGCGGGCUCGACCGCGUGCAAGACUCGCGUCCGUGGCAGGUCGUGGACGCGAGCAGUUUGGCGUACAAGAGAAAGGUCCAGAUUAAGCGCGAGAGCGACCCGUGA
This is a messenger RNA of Didymella exigua CBS 183.55, 1722 nucleotides long. Its product is annotated as protoporphyrinogen oxidase. Gene Ontology annotation, cellular component: mitochondrial inner membrane. Gene Ontology annotation, biological process: heme biosynthetic process. Lineage: Eukaryota; Fungi; Ascomycota; Dothideomycetes; Pleosporales; Didymellaceae. The transcript has 3 exons. Gene Ontology annotation, molecular function: protoporphyrinogen oxidase activity, oxygen as acceptor. Bases 1 to 1722 code for a protein of 573 amino acids. The record is from RefSeq and is a predicted model, not a curated record.